Messenger RNA from Impatiens glandulifera, 1445 nucleotides. Its product is annotated as thioredoxin-like 1-2, chloroplastic. The record is from RefSeq and is a predicted model, not a curated record. Gene Ontology annotation, biological process: cell redox homeostasis. The transcript is spliced from 4 exons. NCBI's taxonomy places the organism in Eukaryota, Viridiplantae, Streptophyta, Magnoliopsida, Ericales, Balsaminaceae. The coding region runs from base 220 to 1119 and encodes 299 amino acids.
CCCAUUUCCCAAAUCUAUGCCAACUGUUGUUAUUUCAACCUGAAAACAACUCCCACCCCUUUCCUCAAUGGUUUGGGUUGGGUUGGGUUGAGUAUCCCCAAUUUCUGGACACAAGAACAAUAACAGACAACAAAAUCAAUCAAAACACUUCCAAUUUACAGAUCAACAACCAAUACAUGAACUAGAUCGACCCUUUUCAUCUGCUAUUAGUUAGUAAUCAUGGCGGCAACUAUGAUGAUGAUGAGUGGAAUUGGAAAGAACAAUAUCUCCUCACUCUUCUCCAUCUCCAUCGUUAACAACCCACAAAAUGGAUCAUCUUGUUCUUCUGGGCGACAACGUUUUCCUCCUGUGAGUCAUCAUCAUGUCAGGUCUCAUUCCCUUGGAUCAUCGUCCGAUAGCGUUUUCUACGGCGAAAGACUCCCUGUAAUCAAUCCUAUCCACAAACGGGUUAAUUCGUUUCCUUCUUCUCCGGUGAUUAAUUCUCAGAUGAAAGUAGGAUUAUUGAAGAAAUCACCGCCAUGGUGGGAGAAAGGGCAUCAUUCAAAUAUGAAAGAAGUGAAAGAUGCUCAAGACCUUGUCGACUCGUUAUUGAACGCCGGUGACAAUUUGGUUGUCGUUGAUUUCUUUUCCCCUGGUUGUGGCGGCUGCAAAGCUCUUCAUCCUAAGAUAUGUCGAUUGGCAGAGAUGAACCCAGAUGUGCAAUUCAUGUUAGUUAACUACGAGGAACAUAAAUCCAUGUGUUAUUCCCUCAGUGUUCAUGUUCUUCCAUUUUUUCGAUUCUAUCGUGGCGCAGAAGGUCGUCUUUGUAGCUUUAGCUGCACCAAUUCAACGAUAAAGAAGUUUAAAGAUGCAUUAGCCAAACACAGUCCAGAUCGAUGUAGCUUAGGACCAGUGAAAGGUCUGGAUGAAGCAGACUUGAUCGCGCUUUCAGCAAACAGGGAUCUUUCCUUCAGCUAUACACCAUCACCAGCAAAGCAGGUUCCUGCAAUUUCCGAAAGACAACAAGAAGAAGAAGAAUCUAAUACUAAUAUACAUACAACACCAAACAAACAAUACCAUCAUGAUCAUCAUCAUCAAGAAGAAGAGAAGUCAUCAUCAUUGAUUCCAUCUGGAAGAUGAUUUGAUUAUACAUAUGUACAUAGUCUCUUCACACUCCUCCCUGUUUCCUAUGGAUUGAGAAUCGAUGCAUAUCGUGUACAAUUAUCGUGAAGAAAUGGUUGUUGGAUUAAUAUUUGAAGUCCAAGCCGUCUGUAUAAAUCAAAUUCCACCACGAAGAAGCGAUUAAGCAACCGCGACUGACCUUGUCCGCAGGCGCUUAUGAUCUCUCCCUCUUUAUAUAAUAUAUACAUAUCUGUUAAACUUUUAUCUGAAGUUGUUCACUUUUAUAGCUUGUAAUGAGAAAUGCUUCAGAUUUCUUAUAUUAAUAAGCUUUUGAUUGUCAUCUG